This is a messenger RNA of Galeopterus variegatus (Sunda flying lemur), 2331 nucleotides long. RefSeq names its product WD repeat-containing protein KIAA1875-like. The record is from RefSeq and is a predicted model, not a curated record. NCBI's taxonomy places the organism in Eukaryota, Metazoa, Chordata, Mammalia, Dermoptera, Cynocephalidae.
UUGGAAGCCCUAGUGGCCCGGGACCGAGAUCUUCAGCAGCUGAAGCUGGGGCUAGUGGUCCCAGCAGCCCGGCCCCCCCUCUCCUGGCAGCAGUGCCAGGAAGCCUUUGACAAUUACCUACGGCUGAUCCAUGGCCCUGGCCUGCUGGGUGUGCAGUCUGGAAGGGAGUCCCAGCCAUGCAGCACCAUGACCCUCACGGUGGAGAGAGAGACCUGGGACAUGUGUACCCUGCCAAGAGCUGCCCCCUGUCUCGGGUGGGCUGGGGUCAGCACCAAAGGCCAGGCAGCACCAACAGCCCUGCCCCCACAGGACCUGGGGGCCCAGGGCCAGCGCUUCUCCCGCCCUCCCAGAGUUGCAUUGCCCAUUCCACCCCGCCGGAGAGUGCACAGCAAGGCGUCCCGGCUUCUGGCCCGUUCCUCCCUGAGCUAUGAUCUGGGCCUCAGUCUGGAUCUGCAGCUGCAGUCACGGCCGCUCCGAGGGGAGGCACCUGUGGCUCUGGACCUGCCCUCCUCCCACCUGCAGCACAGGAUCCCACUGCUGCUGAAGAGACAGCCCAAGGAGGCUCUCUCUAACCUCAGGGGCUUCUUUCCUGCCACCACGCAGCCCCACAAGCAGUGCUCACGACCGGUCAGCUUCCCUGGCUGCGUGCCCAACUCCAUGGUGCUGCAGCAGAUGUGGCUGCCCGCAGAGCAAGGCUGGAACCAGGAUGACCUGUGGCUGCAGCACCCCAGGCAGUUCCACACCCACUGGCAGAGGAAGCUGAUCCCGUGGCUGGGGGGGCUGCCCGGGGAGGAGGAGGCGGAGGCGGAGGAGGCAGAGCAGCUGGACCUGGACGCGGACUGGGCCUCCGAGUCCCUGAGCCCGCCCAGGUCAGACUCUGAUCAGCAGCUGGAUUCCAGGGAGCCAGAGGCUCAGGCCUCUGCAGACUUGACCCUGGAGCCCCUGCGCCCCUACGAGGCUGCCAGGACCAAGAGCUUUCCCCCCCAGGACCAGUCCAGGCACUCGCUCUGGGAAGAACGCUAUGGGUAUCUGCCCAGUUUCCUGCAAUUUUUCGUCACCCAGAACUGGUUCAAAAAGCUGUUCCCCAUCUUUACUCUGCAGGCAUACCCAGAGGCGGGCACGGUGGAGGGCCUGGCCUCGCUGCUGGUGGAGCUGCUGGAGGAGGCCACCUGGGCUGACCGCGUGCACAUCCUCCAUGCGCUGCUGGGGCUGCUGCCUGACGUGGGCAGCAAUUUCUGUGUCCGGCUGCAGGGCAUCCUUGUGCACUUGCUCAACAUGGACCAGCCCCCCAGCCUCCAGGACCGAACUCAGAAGCAGUUCGUGAUGCUGGCACUGCAGCUGCUCCUGGCCUGCUCCCUGGAGUCCCACGACGUGGUGCUGGAGCUCAUGUCCUACCUCCUCUACUCUCCGGUCAUCUGCCGGCCUGACCUCAACAAGCUGCUGGAUGGGCUGGGCCUUCAGGACCCACAGGGCUUCCUGUUCAAGGAGAUGAUGACCUGGGUCCAGGGACUGGACCUUGACUCCAAGGACGCACUGCGAAAACGCUGCUGCCAGAAGCUGGAGGACAUGAUCCAGCAGCUGCAGGGGGAGACCUCGCAGCCACCAUCACCGUGUGUAGCCAAGUUGUCCGUAGUGCUGCCCAACGUCUCUGAGGCCUCAGAGGUUUCCUCUACUGCCAGGGAGGCCCCCUCGGAGGCUUCCCUGGUGGCUGGGGUGCCUGCACGCGUCUCUAUGACACCCGCAGGCCCCUCCUGGCCGCCCUUAAGCAUCUCCAAGACGCUCUCGCAUGUUUUGGAGGUGCCCUCGCUGGUGACCUGGCCAGACUUGGCCACCCCAGACUCGGCUGCCUUGGAGCUCCAGGCCGAGCAGCCGCUGGUGCCAGCGUGUGCCCAGCAGACCAGACGCACGCUCUGCGAGACACUGCAGACCUUCUGCUUUGUGCCUGAUGCCCACUUGGGCCCCUUGGUGCCCACCACGCUGCCUGGCGGGCCACUGCCGCUUGAGAAGACGGACUGGUCGCAGUCGCAGAUGGUGGACCUGGGCCUCAUCGAUGCACUCAACUUGUUCUGCGAGAGGCAGGCGCAGCAGCAAGGCUUGCUGCAGGAGGCUGAGCCCGAGCGCUCGCACCUGCAGCUGCAUCUGCCAGUGCCCAACACGGUGGUGCCACCGCCCCGGGACCGCUGGCGCUACCCCAUCCUCCGGCUUCAGGAGGUGAAAGUUCAGAGGUCUGGGAUGAGACUGAGGGGCUGUAAGCUGCCCCUAGUCCUGCCCACGGCCACCUCCUACUCCUGUGGUUCCUCUAUCCCCCGUGUCAUCAGGUCCCUGAGUUAA